Messenger RNA from Siniperca chuatsi (mandarin fish), 4507 nucleotides. It is a transcript of the gene lsm14aa, whose product is annotated as LSM14A mRNA processing body assembly factor a. The record is from RefSeq and is a predicted model, not a curated record. Gene Ontology annotation, cellular component: P-body. Gene Ontology annotation, molecular function: mRNA binding. Gene Ontology annotation, biological process: P-body assembly; cytoplasmic stress granule assembly. The transcript is spliced from 10 exons. NCBI's taxonomy places the organism in Eukaryota, Metazoa, Chordata, Actinopteri, Centrarchiformes, Sinipercidae. Bases 233 to 1762 code for a protein of 509 amino acids.
CUGGAUCUCACGGCGGAGCGUAAACGCGCGAUAUUACGAUUUCCCGUUAGCCCCCGCGCUCACAGCCAUUCGAUGGAGGAUGAGGUAGCCAUGUUGUAGCGGUGAGAGGAGCGAGUUGGUGGAAAAGCACAAACCGGAGACAUUUGGCGGAGAAUCUGUUCUGUUAGCCACGCGGUUCGGAGGAGCCGUCCAUCCUGUUCCCUGUUCGGACCGCCGAGUUGUAGAAGACACCAUGAGCGGCGGGACGCCAUACCUCGGCAGCAAAAUCAGCCUCAUUUCGAAGGCCGAGAUUCGCUACGAAGGAAUCCUCUACACUAUUGACACCGAGAACUCGACUGUCGCACUUGCUAAAGUGCGGUCCUUUGGCACAGAGGACCGCCCCACCGACAGGCCCAUCCCGCCUCGAGAUGACACCUUCGAGUACAUCAUCUUCAGAGGCAGCGACAUCAAGGACCUGACUGUGUGUGAGCCGCCUAAACCUACGUGCUCCCUUCCUCAGGACCCUGCUAUUGUCCAGUCGUCCAUGAGCUCCAGCUCCUCGUCUUCUGCUGCCGCUGCCCCGACCCCGUUCCAGUCGGCCGGUUCCUAUGGCCUCUUCAACCGGGCUCCAGUUCCUGCCUACAACCAGUUCAGCGCCAGCCCCCUGGUUUCCCCUCAGUUUGGACCAGUUGGUGUUGGCCGCAGCAGCCCCAGCCUGGACCCUCUGCGGAAGAGCCCCACCCUGGAGCAGGUGAUCCAAACCGCCCCGUCGGCCCCGACCGCCACCGCUCCGGCCCCCGGCCUGGGACGCAGGAGCCCCCCCCACGGUCGCACGGCCCCCUCCGCCGCCGGUCAGAACAGCCAGAAGGUCCAGCACCAGGAUGGCGUGGACACAAGGAGGGGUGAGACUGUCAGGGGAGGCCGCAGCAGCCAGGGCUGGUCUGCACCCCGAACCAUCUCCGCCUCUAACAUCAGUGCUGUAGAUAGGGCUUCCACUGCAGGGCUUACCCACUCUGUCUUUAGCCACUCAGGCACAGACGUCCCGAAAGCCCCCAAACCAGAGUCUGAGCAGGCGCGAGGUGAAGGCAGGGAUGCCAGUAAACGUUCCACAGUGGUUGCUGGUGCACCGGCUAACCGGCGUGGGCGAGGGGGCGGACACCGCGGCAGAGGGCGCUUCAACGUUCGCCGAGACGGACCCAUGAAGUUUGAGAAAGACUUUGACUUUGAGAGCGCCAACGCCCAGUUCAACAAGGAGGAGAUCGACAGAGAGUUUCAGAGCAAGCUGAAGUUGAAAGACGAGAAGACGGAGAAAGCGGUGAACGGAGAGGAAAAGGGCGACUCAGGCGUGGAAACCCAGAACAGCGAGGGUAACGCUGACGAGGAGGGCGACCCGCUCGGCCCCAACUGCUACUACGACAAGUCCAAGUCUUUCUUCGACAACAUCUCCUGUGACGACACCAGGUACGAGUCCCGGCCUGAGAAAGCAAAUGACAAGUCUGGAGGCUCAGUUUUCCCAAGGGAGCGGAGGCAGACCUGGGCGGAGGAGAGGAGGAUGAACGCCGAGACGUUCGGCAUCCCUCUUCGUCAGGGCCGAGGACGCGGGGGUUACCGUGGACGUGGCGGCAUGGGCUUCCGUGGAGGUCGGGGUCGUUCGGCCAGCCGAGGGUCCUUCGGGCCGCCGCAGGGAGGCAGCGGCUUCAGGGGAGGAUACCGAGGAAACCAGGCUGGCCGCGAGUUUGCCGACUUAUCAGCAUACAGGAAGGACAACAAAGUGGCUGCGUAGUCUCAAUGGGAGGAAGAUUCUGCAGAAAGGUGGAACUUCUUCACCGGAAGACGAAUAGUUUGGGUUAUUUUGUCGACUAAAAUCAUGAAGAUUGUCUACUAGUUGUAUAUUUGUCACCAGCACUGGGGUAGACUGCCUGAACACAACGAUGGAAACAACGACGACGACGCAGUUUAUCAGAAAAACAUUUUUAAGAAAGUCCAGAUCUCUUCAAAAUAAUGUCCAGGUGGCUGAAAUAAUUAUGUAUAAAUGUCAUAUUUCAGAGGGGUGUGAGUAAAUUAAUUUGUUUUUCAAGGAUCUUCCCGGCCCCUUUCCUAAACCUGUAUUUGAUGAUAUUUUGUUAGCUGUCGAGGGUCGUCCACAGGAGAUGUUGGACUCGCUGACAGAGCUUUAUUCUUCAGCACCAAAACAGCCCACAGGGUCUCCGUCACACCUUUCUAACAUGUAUUUUUCUACUAUUACAUAGAUCUCAUCCUGUUACCUAGUCGGCCCGCUCACUGUCGCACCUCCCCGCCCGUCUGCAGUCACGGUGCUCGUGAUUCUCCGCUUUUCUGCCGCUUUCUUUUCUUUCGCAGUCGGCCUUUAAGUGUUAACAGUGUAGAAGGUGUUUCCUCACUAGGUGUCACAUUUUAACAUUAGCGUAGGGAGCUGGUGGUAGGCGUCAGCACGUGUACUCGACUGGUUUUGUGGUAGUUUUUGCUCCCAGUCCACGAGCUAGCUCGGCCUGGGACGCAGAUGGAUCAGAGGUCACGUUUCAGAUGCUUUCUCUUGAUCUUUUCCGCUUAUUUUUCUGUGAUUUAUUUCAUUCAUGAGUCGCUGGUCCCUAAAGGUGCUUUUUUUGCAGUUUGCUUCAGUUAGUUAGAGCUGCGGUGUAAUCCACGCAGACGAGGACUAAACUCUAUCUUAACUAGCUUAAAGCUUCCCAGCAGACGGGCCUGAUGACUGUGGAAGAUUUAAAACGCAAAGUAAAACAAAUCAAAUUAAGUAAAAUACGAAACACAUUUUUAUAUGCAUUUACUUUCAGUGUGUCCAUUUGCUGUCAUAAUGCAAUGAAAAGAACAGUCGUUCAGCAUUUUGUCUUUAAUAACUGAAUGAAUGGUUUUUGGUCGAGCUGCCAGCGCUGAAUACAGAGCUCUGUUUUCAUGAGGUGAGAGGAGCUUUUGAGCUCAAAAGACAACGUCGUAGUAAUAAUAAUAAUAAUAAUAAACGUAGUAAUAAAUCAUCUGAAAUAUAAUACACCUCUUCACUUUGCUUUCUGUGAUUUCAUUUUAAUGUGGCAUGAAAAACUUAAUGUCACAACUACAAACAAUUCAGUUAUUAAAGACAAAAAGCUAAAUUGUCUGUUUACCAUGUUUUUCACCGAUUUAUGACGAAACAUAAUGUUGUUGUAUUUCACUUUAUUUCUUGAUUUGUUUUGAUUUCGGCCAUUUUAAAUCUUCCGUAGCUGAAGCAGUUUGCACUUUUCUAAGAGGUUAUUCCAGAUAUUAUUACUCAUUCAUACAGCGUGUAUGUCUAGUUGUUUGUCGGGCUGCUUCAUGAGACACACUAAUUUAUACUGCUCUACAUUCAGCGUCUUCGGGCUGUAAACACAAGCCAUAGGCUCGCCGGGUCUCGUUUAAUCCACCUGUUACAGUCAAACUCCACCGUCACUUUUUAAAACGAUGCCGCUCGCUUUGUCCCGCGGCACUGCACGGCGGUCGACGGCCCGCUGAAGCUACAGGAAGUGAUGUCAACUCUAAAUAGGAAACAAAAGACUACAAAAACAAGCUAGCUGUGCUCGUGUAGCAACAUAGUUUUCUAGCAAUAUUCAAACUUGUUUUUGAGGUCAUGAAGGAUCGGGUCUGAGUCAUGAUCUUGACACCUGGCCUGGCCUGGCGUGAUUUAAGUAUUUAAACUCUUUCGGUGGUUUUUUGAUCUGAUUUGGCAGAAAUGUAGAGAGUUGCACUUAAUGCGGAGCAGAUGAGAAGUAAUGCUGUUUUCUGUUAAUCUGUCCUGAGAUUGAACUGGUUACAAAUGCAGACGGAGUUCAGGAACGCCGUUCUUCACAGACCUGGGUCGAACGCCGUCGACAAAGACGGCUCAGUCGAUUUGGUUUGGGUUCACUUUCGUCGGGAGAAAGUUGGCGAAACUGACCUUCAGUUACUUUCCAGCUCAUUUUCUUCAGAGUGUCUUGGGCACUCGCAGUUUAAAACGCACCAAAGUUAAAUGAAGAUCGUUGCUGACCCAGGCCUGUGUCCGUAAAGUUGUUUUUGAACGACGUCUGCUUCGCGGCUUCGGCUCCAGAACGAGAGCGUCCCCAGAUGAUUGUGAAAAGAUGUCUGACAUGCAAAGCUACCUUUAAAGCACUUUAAAUGUGCUCAGGAAAUGUAGAGAAAAUAGUUUUUCUUGAUUCGCCUUAAUGCUAGAGAGUAACGGCUAACGUCACAUCCAACAUUAGAGAAAUGAAGCGAGAGAUUGGAGACUUUGUUUAGUGUUGCACACUGACUUUUAAAAACCUCGAUAAAUGCAAUUGAACGUCAGUAUGUUUCCUCACUGUUACAGCAGCUGUCGCUUUGCAUUAAGGCACUGAAACCCAUCUGUUUACUCCGUGUGGGAGCUUUGUUGGAUUCAACAAGAAAAGCUGCAGUUCAGACAGAUCCUGGAGUGUUUCGCCACAAUAAAUUCUUAUAUUAGCAGUCAAAUGAUGUGUUAUAAAACUCAAAGUAAAAUAAAAACAUUAAUAAAAAGAUCAUUCAUUUUGCAAAA